Messenger RNA from Trichoderma breve, 534 nucleotides. Its product is annotated as male sterility protein domain-containing protein. The transcript has 2 exons. The record is from RefSeq and is a predicted model, not a curated record. The coding region runs from base 1 to 534 and encodes 177 amino acids. NCBI's taxonomy places the organism in Eukaryota, Fungi, Ascomycota, Sordariomycetes, Hypocreales, Hypocreaceae.
AUGUCGCUACGGGAAAAAUACAUGGCCAAGGAAACACGUCUAGCAGACCUCGAGAGUUUCGAUUUAGAUAAAGAUCAGUGGCUCCGCCUUUGCGGAAAAUCCAGCAGCGAUGCAAAAGUCGACGCCGUCGUCCACAAUGGAGCUGCUGUGAACUGGGUUGCCAGUUGUAGUGAUCUGCACAAGACUAACAUUGAUUCCGCGGUACAACUACUCAAAAUUGCCAUUGAAUCUACGGCGUUUCCCAAGUAUGUUUACAUCUCUGGAGGGCUGAAGAAGAGAGCAUCUGAAACGCUGGAAGAAUUUGCAGCCAAAUUGCUGAGUUGGGCUGGAUAUUUCCAAACAAAGUUUGUUGCCGAGAGCGUAAUCCGCGAAAUUGCUUCAAGAUUGCCGGCAGUUCAGAACCGCAUAUCAGUAGUUAAACCAGGCCUGAUCAUCGGAACAGCAGCUUCAGGAGCCGCCAAUACUGAUGAUGUCCUUUGGAGGGCAGUGGCAACAGCAGUUGGUAUAGGGUUAACCCUUUUGUCGAUAAAGUAG